This is a messenger RNA of Rhodamnia argentea, 1591 nucleotides long. RefSeq names its product scopoletin glucosyltransferase-like. NCBI's taxonomy places the organism in Eukaryota, Viridiplantae, Streptophyta, Magnoliopsida, Myrtales, Myrtaceae. The record is from RefSeq and is a predicted model, not a curated record. The coding region runs from base 47 to 1543 and encodes 498 amino acids. Gene Ontology annotation, molecular function: UDP-glycosyltransferase activity. The transcript has a single exon.
GUGGUCUUUUGCGUAGAUUGGUCCAAAAACAGACCGCCCGGAAUCAAUGGCAGGAGGUGAGAUUUGGGUCCUCCCGGCUUUCGGGCAAGGCCAUCUCUUCCCCUGCAUCGAGCUGUGCAAGCUCAUCGCCUCCCGAGACUACAAGGCCACCCUCGUCGUCUUCUCCAAUCUCUCUUCCUCCAUUCCCUCCAAUUUCCGGGACGACCCUCUCACGGACGUCGUCGUCGUCCCGGCCACUGCGCCGCGUCCCGGCGGCGAGGGGUCCCACCACCAGAUGGAACAGAGCAAGGCCCUGCUCGCCGACUUCCUCGAGAGCCUCCUCUCGGACCGAUCGGAGAGAUCGACUCGGCCCGUAUGUGCUGUCCUCGAUGUUCUCAUCAUAAUUGGCUGGGCGGCUGAAGUGUUCGACAAGUUUGGAGUCCGGACGGUCGGAUUGUUCGCCUCCGGAGGUUGCUCCGUUGCGAUGGAGCUCGCAGCUUGGAAGGCUAGCCCAUUGGACAUCGAGCCUGGGGAGACCCGUUUGCUCCCCGGGUUGCCCGAAGAAAUGGGUCUCACAGUGUCGGAUCUUAAAAGGCGGUCCUACUUGGUUAGAUUGCGUAAGUGGGGCCAGCAGCAGGGAAGUGGAGCAGGUUCGGACUCGGGUCCGGGUUCUUCUCGACCUUCAGGUCCAGGUGGGCCGCCAAGGAUGGGCCCACCGGGGCCCGGCGAGAAGCCAUACUGGGUGGAUACCACCGAGAGCUCUAUCGCCUUGGUGAUCAACACGUGUCACGAUCUCGAUGGUCCAUUUCUCGAGUACCUAGCCAAUCAAUUAGGUAAACCCGUGUGGGGCGUGGGUCCACUUCUCCCGGAUCGAUACUGGACGUCAUCCGGUUCCCUCCUCCGAGAUCGCGAGAUCCGACCCAACAAGCAAAGCAACGUAACCGAGGAGGACAUCAUCCGAUGGCUAGACUCGAAGCCGCGCGGCUCCGUGAUCUACGUGUCCUUCGGCAGCUCCGUGGGAUUGACGGUAGAGGAAUACGACACGCUGGCCAAAGCGCUGGAAGAGUCCACGUGGCCGUUCAUAUGGGCGAUCCAACCGGGCUCGGGCGGGUCCGAAGAAGGGUACUACCCUCACGGGCUGGAGGCCAGAGCGCGCGAGCGGGCCCUAAUAGUAACCGGGUGGGCCCCGCAGCUCCUGAUCCUGAGCCACCCGUCGACGGGCGGGUUCUUAUCGCACUGCGGGUGGAACUCGACGGUGGAAGCCCUGGGGCGCGGGGUCCCGUUCUUGGCGUGGCCCAUCAGGGGGGACCAAUUCUACAAUGCUAAGCUGGUGGUGCACCAUCUUAAGGUGGGGUACAUGGUAUCGGAUCAUGACCCGGUGAUGGUGAAGGGGGAGGAGAUAGUGAGGGGAAUCGAUAAGCUCAUGAGCGAUGAAGAGGUGAAGGAGAGAGCUGUCAAGGUUAGUAGCGAUGUGUUUCAGGGUGGAUUCCCUGCAUGUGCACUGGCUGAUUUAGAUGCUUUUAGGAGCUUUAUUGACCAAAAAAAUCAUGUUGACUUGAGAUAACUAAUCCUUCUCCAUGAGUUUGGAGGAACAUUUGUAGCAAGGUUCUCC